Molecule: messenger RNA, 2745 nt
Organism: Oxyura jamaicensis (ruddy duck)
Lineage: Eukaryota; Metazoa; Chordata; Aves; Anseriformes; Anatidae
Gene: TBC1D13
Product: TBC1 domain family member 13
Exons: 12
Coding region: 99-1298 (399 amino acids)
Biological process (GO): intracellular protein transport; activation of GTPase activity
Molecular function (GO): GTPase activator activity
Source: RefSeq, a predicted model, not a curated record
GAGUGGGCGGGUUUGUGGGCGGAGCUAGGGGGCGGAGCUCUGCUUAGCCCCGCCCCCGCUGGCCGUGUUUCCACCCGGAGCGUUACGGCGGGGCCGCCAUGUCGCGGCUGCACCGGAGCCGCAUCGCCGACUUCCAGGAGGUGCUCGGCGAGCCCACGGUGGCCCUGGCCAAGCUCCGCGAGCUCUGCUUCAGCGGGAUUCCCUUCGAUGGGGGGCUGCGCUGCCUCUGCUGGAAGAUACUCCUCAACUACCUCCCUUUAGAGAAGGCCUUAUGGAGCUCUUUGCUGAAGAAGCAGAGGGAUCUGUAUUCCCAGUUCCUAAAAGAAAUGAUCAUCCAGCCUGGGAUCGCCAAAGCCAACCUGGGUGUUUCAAGGGAAGAUGUGACCUUAGAAGAUCACCCCCUCAACCCAAACCCAGACAGCCGAUGGAAUACUUACUUCAAGGAUAAUGAAGUGCUUCUCCAGAUAGACAAAGAUGUCAGGAGGCUGUACCCUGACAUGGCGUUCUUCCAGCGCCCGACGGAUUACCCCUGCCUGUUGAUCCUGGACCCCCAGAACGAGUUUGAGACGCUGCGCAAGCGGGUGGAGCAGACCACCCUCAAGUCACAGACGGUGGCACGAAACCGCAGCGGGGUUACAAAUGUGAGCUCCCCUCUUAAAACAUCUCCUAAUUCUCUGAGUGAGUACGAAGUUCUGCCCAACGGCUGCGAAGCUCACUGGGAAGUGGUGGAGCGAAUCCUUUUCAUCUAUGCCAAGCUGAACCCCGGGAUAGCGUAUGUUCAGGGGAUGAAUGAAAUAGUGGGGCCUCUUUACUAUACCUUUGCUACAGAUCCUAACAGUGAGUGGAAAGAACAUGCUGAAGCUGACACAUUUUUCUGCUUUACCAACCUAAUGGCUGAAAUUCGGGACAACUUCAUUAAGAGCUUGGACGAUUCUCAGUGUGGUAUAACCUACAAAAUGGAGAAGGUCUACUCCACCCUGAAGGAAAAAGACGUGGAGCUGUAUUUGAAACUGCAAGAACAGAACAUCAAACCCCAGUUCUUUGCCUUCCGCUGGCUGACGCUGCUCUUGUCCCAAGAGUUUCUGCUGCCAGAUGUCAUCCGUAUCUGGGACUCCCUCUUUGCUGACGAAAAGCGCUUCGAUUUUCUUCUCCUCGUCUGUUGUGCCAUGUUGACACUAAUCCGGGAUCAGUUGCUGGAAGGAGACUUCACUUUGAACAUGAGGCUGCUACAGGAUUAUCCUAUCUCCGAUGUUCACCUGAUUUUGAAGAAGGCAAAGGAACUUCAGGAUUCCAAAUAGUCCAUGAGCCUAACAACAGGUGUUGGAGAAACUGUAUGGCAGUGGAUCCUAGGAGAUGCCGCUGUGAAGUGUGGCGCAUUAAAACUCCUAGCGGUCUCUGCAGGACUUCAGGUUUUGCGUUAGGGCUACUGGCCACCUUGAAGACUUCCUUCUACUCUAUUUAUUAGGUCAAGGACUGAUUACUUCCCCAUCUGCUUGGGUCCUGCACUCCAGAAUUCUCAAACUUCAAAUGCCUAUGUGCUGCCAAACACAGUUCUUUGUAUCUUUUUUAAUGACUUCAAGUGGAGAAAGAAACCAUCUGUCAGCAUAUCCCUCAAGGGGUGGACUCCUGCAUCAUGAAGGUAGCUUCUGGUGGGGAAGAGACAGGCUGGAUCCAGUGGAUUUUGGUGGGUGAGUAUAGAAGAUCUUUCUCCUGUGAAUAGAGAAUGUCUCCCAACGAAGUCACACACCCUGCCACUCAAGUAGCUUCUGGAUUCUUCUCCCUCGUGUCUGCACUUGGCCAUCCCUGGGGUGUGCAAAAAAAAAAAAAAAAAAAAAAGAUUGCAUCAGUUUCUGCAUCCAGCAGUUUGGACCCCUUCACAUGGGAAAGAGAUCUUGAGAAGCUGGGAUGGGAAGACAUCACUACAGCUGCCAGCUUUGUGCACCAAAACUGCCUGAACCCAGAAUGGCCUUACCAAGAAGGUCUCCUUGAAAGCAAGGCUGCAGCGGUUUUAAUUGAUGAGCGAAGUGUAGCUUGAAGUCAAGCCUUACUACGCACAGCCUUAGAGCAGGAGCUUGUUGCUGCAGGGAGGCUGAGCCCUCAGGCUGCUUUCCUGUCUCUGAACUGGGGCAUAUCCAGCUGCAAUCAGGAUUCUGAAACACAAGAAACAAGCAUCUAGUUGCAUGAAGACAGCUAUAGUAGGGACUUACACAGGCACGGCAUUGGGGUUUCCUGCCUCGGUGGCUUGCAUAGUAUUACCCCGCGUAAGCUCUGGUCAUGGUAACCUUGGUAUUGUCUCAUAGCACUUCUUGCCAGGAAGGCACACGUUACAGGUCUGAGCUACAAGAGUCCUUUUCCGGUGCAAUUCAGUGGGCAUACAAGCAUUUCAGUCGUUAGCUGACUCCUGGGGCUGAUCCACAUCCUCUGUACCAGUCCUGUUGGCGUGACAGUCGUGAGUUGGACACUUGUCCCUCCUGAGAGUGAAGCUGCUGCAUUUUGAGUACUUUAGAGCAGGCUUAGGUGAACAUCGACGAAGACAAGCUAUGGAAAGAACUGCUAACCUGCUGAUCAGAAACCAUAAUCCUCAAAGGGAGAAACUGCCAGCACCCAGGUGCUUGGGUUGUGCAGAAGCUCCUGAGUGAACACUAACCCGGCAUGCUUUACCCCUUUCUGUGCUGGCUCACCUCUGCAUAGCUGUUUGACACUGCGACUUUUCGGUGUUUAUGGGUAUUGAUUUGUUAAAGGUCA